CUCUAUCUCUGUGUUGAGUCAUUGCCCAGCGAGGUAGUGCUGUCACUGAGCAAGCACUGUUACAAACGAGAAGACAACUGUUCUAAAAUGACCUCUGAGGACACAAUGACAAGAGCACAGGAAUGUAAACAUGAAUAGAACAUGGAGCUCUAAAUGGAUGCGAACAUGGACAGUGGAUGGAAUCAGACACAUUUGCUGAAUCUGUGGAGUGACUGAGGUAAACAGAUGGGCAGAAAAAGAAGGAGCUAGAUGGAAGAAAGAUGCCAGAGUGACUGAAACUGUAAGGACAUCCUGGCCAACUUAUAAUCGUAAAGAGUCACCCCUUUUGUUGGAUGACAACUGAUGACGCAAGUAACAGUAAUGAGGGAUGAUGGGCAACGACGGCACCAGCAACACAACAAAUAUGGAGCAUCAUAUGCUGAUAGUUUGCUGGUAUUGAAAGAGGGAUGGAAGGAGCAUAUGAUGAGCUUGGGUAGAUGCUCAUCAACAAUGACUCUGGGCCAUCUGGCAACUGCCAAGCAUGCUGGGAUAGCAGAACUUGGCACCGACUAAUUGAUCAGUUGACGAGAAUGCUACAGCUAAGUAUGCUGGGACAUCACAAACAAUACAGCUGUGUGCCUGAGCAGUGAGGAUGAAGAGACAAGGCCAGAGGUUUGUCAAGGCAGACUACUAUGAACUGGACUGGUACUAUGAAGAGUGUACUGAUGUGUUGUGUGCUGACAGAGUGGGCCAGAUGACAAAGACCUACAGCGACAUUGACGCCGUCACUCGACUGCUGGAAGAGAAAGAGCGUGACUUGGAGUUAGCAGCUCGCAUCGGACAGUCGCUGUUGAAGAAAAACAAAGCCCUCAGUGAGAGAAACGAACUGCUGGAGGAGCAAGUAGAGCACAUGCGAGAGGAGGUCUCUCAGCUGCGUCAUGAUCUGUCCAUGAAAGAUGAGCUGCUGCAGUUUUAUUCCAGCGCUGCUGAGGAAAGUGAGGGAGAGUCAACAACCUCCACGCCUGCACGUCCCAGUGAAACCAGUGUGUCAACUCCAACUUUUUUCCCCUUGGACUCCUUGCAGAAGAAGCUCAAAGAUUUGGAGGAGGAAAACAAAUCUUUGCGAUCUGAGGCCAGUCAUUUGGAGACGGAAACAAUUUCUUACGAGGAGAAAGAACAACAACUUGUCAAUGACUGUGUCAAAGAGCUACGUCAUUCCAACCUGCAGAUUUCCACUCUGGCCGGAGAACUGGCCAGGAAGAAUGAAGACGCCUCCAGACAGCAGGAGGAGAUCACACACCUCCUUUCUCAGAUUGUAGACCUCCAGAAGAAGGCAAAACUGUACGCUGUGGAGAACGAGGAGCUGACUCAGCACUUAGGAGCAGCUAAAGACGCCCAGAGACAGCUUACUGCUGAGUUGCGGGAGUUACAAGAUAAGUAUGCGGAGUGUAUGGAGAUGCUUCAUGAAGCUCAGGAGGAACUGAAGAACCUUAGAAAUAAAACACUACCACUCAGCACACCUAGGCGUUUCCACUCUCUGGGCUUGUUCCCGAUGGACUCUCUGGCAGCAGAAAUAGAAGGCACCAUGAGGAAGGAACUUCAGAUGGAUGAUCCAGAUGUCGAAGAGCAGAGAUUGCACCCAAAGCGAGUGUUCCAGACGGUGAAAAACCUCAACCUGAUGCGCCAGCAACGUUCACCGCUGCCCCCCUCCUCUCUCAACAUCCCAGGCUCCAAUCGGACGUCAUGCUUCACCUCAGGACGAUCCAGCAGGGUGGACACACCUCCCUCUAACUCCAUUUAUGAUAGCGAGACGGGCAGUGGGAUCAUCCUGGACAACAGGACCAGCUGUAUUCUGGAGAGUUCAGAUGACUGGUCUGAGGACUCUAAUAAACGCCUCCCUGGCACCCCAGGCACCCCAGGCAGCAGGGACCUGGAAGCAGCUCUGCGGCGUCUGUCGCUCCGCCGUGACAACUACCUCUCAGAGAAACGUUUUCUAGAGGAGGAGAGGGAGAGAAAGCUGGCUUACCUUGCCAAAGAGGAGGAAAAAGAAGGUGGGGAUAGUAGCAGAGGCACAGGGACCCCGACUGAGAGCCUGUUGUCACUGUGCUCACAUCCAUCCUUCGGAAGUGUCUGGUCGGGAUAUUCCUUCACAGCGAGAUCCUACCUGCCAGAGAAGCUGCAGAUUGUAAAGCCGCUAGAAGGCUCCGCUACUCUUCAUGCAUGGCAGCAGUUGGCUCAACCCCACAUGGGCGCUCUGCUUGAUCACCGGCCCGGUGUGGUCACCAAGGGCUUUCGCACUUUAUCCCAUGACCAGGGUCAGGAAGACAGCUGGCAACUUGACCAACCAGAGGAGGAUGAAGUCUUGUGUGACUCCUUUCCUGGCUUGUCAGAAGAAAGUGUUGCUCCUUUCGAUCUGAUGAGCUCUACCUCAGCUUCCUCUCCCCGCUGCAACAAAAACAGUGGCAUCGAUGACAGUAGCCAGUCAGAAAUAUUGAAUAGUGAAGUGUGUGGCGAUAUAGUGGCGAAUCAAGGAAAAGAUGGACUUGUUGAAGACACGCCAUUUUCCUUAUCCAGACCUUCCCUUUCCUCUUCUCCUCUUCCCUCGUCUUCUGAGAUGAUGAAUGGCCACGUGGUCCUUAAGGAGCUCCAGGCCUUGCAGCCUGCCACAGUGGAGCGCAUGCCUGCUGUAGUUAAUUUCCCAGGAAAGUGUAUGUCCCAUACCAGCUCCACCUACACCUUCACCACCUGCAGGAUACUUCACCCCUCUGAUCAACUGACCUCAGUGUCAGCAAGCUCUUGCUACAACAGUCCUCGUAUCAGCACCCCCACUUCCACUUCCUCUCCUGUUCCCUUCUCUGCAUCCUCUACUCCUUCCUACACCCCCUGCUGCACCCCACGCCGCCUCUCCCUCUCUCUUCCCCUCGCUGAGUCCUCCACCAACCUUAGGGACAACACCAAGACCACCAGCACCUCUCUUGGACUGGUGCGCCUCCUUCUGGAGCACGGGAUCUCUGCAUCAGUCUACAACCCCCGAAGCUGGGACAGAGGGCUGGUUUCCAGUGGAGCUUCAACUCCUGAUGGAAGAGCGCAGGCACAAACGUGUACCAUCACAUCAGAGGAGACUGUUGUCCGACAGUUAGAGAAACGCCCCAACACCCUUUUCCUCCAGCCCUACACACCACCCAACUCCCCUCGCUCCAAAUCUGCCUUCUCUACCAACACUGUUCCAAUUUUUCAGUUCAGCCCUUCCACUGAUGAACCUCCAUACCAAGACGCCUUCCUUGCUUCCAAACCAGCUCGCACCAUUCUGAGGGAAGUGCUGGGGGAGAUGGAGAGGGAGCGAGUAGACCACAUGGAUGAAGACACCCAAACAGAGAUGCUAAACCUGCGACUCGUGGACAAACUGAAACGUUUCCACACUCUAACCCCUCUUACUUCUUCGGUGUCACCUGGGAAUACUCUUUUAGCCCCCUUUACCUCCACUGGACUGGGAAACAGUGCUCUGGGUGCGGGACUUCCAGGACUGAACGCAGGACUGAGGAGGAAUCGAAGCUAUCCUGUUAUGGUGGGAGCAAGUAUGGCUAUGAAAGACCCUGGCGGUCCCCCCAACACACAGACAAUUAUUCCACAUACAAUACAACCCCCAAAUACACAACACACAGUGAACGCACAAGAAAUGCAAACAAAUCAUACGCAGGUCACAAAGCCCAUACACAUACCAAAGACACUGCAUGCACUGGAAGCGGUCACACCACAGACAAUAAUACAGAGACACACCAGACCGAGCAAUGACCGACACAGUGAUGAUGAAACUGUGACAUAAACAGUAUGCACUAACUAGCCACUAUAUUAGGUACACCUGUUCAUAUCUAAUCAGCCUUUCACAUGGCAGCAACUCAGUGCAUUUAGAAAUGUAGACAUGGUCAAUGGGACCUGCUUAAGUUCAAACUGAGCAUCCGAAUGGGAAAGAAAGGUGAUUAAAGUGACUUGUGGCAUGUUUGUUAUUGCCAGACGGCCUGGUCAAAGUAUUUCAGAAACUGCUGAAAUCUCCUGGGAUUUUCAGGCACAACCCUCUCUAGUGUUCCUAGAGAAUGGUUUUUGAGAAAAUAUCCAUUGAGUGGCAGUUCUGUGGGAGAAAAAUGUCUGGUUGAAGCCAGAAGUCAGAAGAGAUGAUAGAAAGGCAACUCACAUCAGUGACUCAAUCAUGCAUUUGUUGUAACCAAGGUAUGCACGAGGCGUUCUCUGAAGACACAACACUUUGAAUCUUGAAGCAGAUGGGCUACGACAGCAGAAGACACCGAGUGCCACCCCUGCCACUGUGUAACGUCUCUGCUGUACCUAAUAAAGUGGCAGGUAAGUGUAUUUACACACACAGAACAAUACUCUGAUAUGCAUAGACACUCGAAUCUAUUCACAUGUCCCCAUGUCAAACAUAACUUAUACAGACAUCCUUCAGCUUUGGAGUUUCCCCCAGAGAAAACGAGUUCACUGAUGAAUAACACAGUUCGUCCACAAACUAAAAAACAACAAAGUAUGUGUCAUAAUGAAACCAGUGGUGGCUGAAACUGUUACACUGUGCUGUUCUCAUAAUGUCAGGAUACUGAUGAUGCAGUAUGUUGCUUUCCUGUGUUCUUUGUACUUGUGAUAUCGUGAAUGCCAUAUAUGUCAUUUCUGGUAUAACAUUAAAGACCCAAUCUGGUGAAAGAACUGCACAGCUUUCCCAAAACCUGUUUUCCCCCCUGCCUCAUUCUGAAUGAGUCCACACUGAAGAUGGAUGGCAACAUUAAUUAAGAAUGUACUGUACUGACAAACUACAAAAGCCAUUUUGUCAGAAUUGUCAUGUAUGUGUCUAGUUUUCUGUCUUUUUUUUUGGAACAUGCAAAAAAAAACCAAGGUAUUUUUAGUUUCUUGCUAUCAUUUUUGUCUAACUGUCAUUGCAGUUUUCACUUCGUGAUAAAGGAUGGAAGAGCCAAGGACAGAGAUUAGAGUCAAAGUCAACACAGGCAAUUAUGAUAUUUUCAAAAAUUAAAUUGUUUGGGUCUGCACCUUAUUGGGCUAGAAUUAAACAGCACAGUGACAUGUGGCAUUAUAGAUUAUUUUCUACUAGCAACUCUUUAUUUUCACUCGGUGUGUUUAUAAUAUGUAAAACAUAAAUCUGGAUUGGGGUUUUAAUGUUUCCUCUUGCUGUGACUAAAUGUUCAUAUGUGCCUAAAAACAGCUUAUAGUUUUUCUCAUUGAAGUUUCAGCUUGUUUAUUUGUUUGUUUGUUUGAUUUGAUUUUUGUUAGAUGGAGAGAAAGUUUGAAUGUGAAUAACUGAGAAUUCAUUUAUUAAGUCUCAACUUGCUGACAAAUGCUCAUUCACUGCAAGACGGACCAGGCUCAGAUAACCAUAUACUGAUUUUUAACCAUACUCUUAUAGAUGGAUGGACUUUUAUUGAUAUUUAGUGAGUGCACAUCUGAACAAAAUUGCAACUCACUCACCAUAUGCCGCCAUACAGUCAGUUCAUAGCAUGUGUUCGAGAAGGAUGCACAUGGAAUGACAUGGACAUAAAACUUCGCGACACAAUAAAAAUGUAGAUGGCGCUGGAAGGCGAGUAAAGGGGGGAAAGUGAAUUCUGCCACAAACUCUGCUGCACCCUGAGCUGUCAGUCAAAGCCAAAGUUACACCCACUUUGAACAUGAGUGGGACCACAAGAUUAUAAAUUAGGCAUAAUUGCAUGCCAAGACAGAUUUUUAACAUAGGUUCACUUUAUUUCCACAAUCUUCCUAAAAUAAAACAUGCAUACAUAUUUACAUAUGUCAAAAUCAAGCAUGUGCAAAGGGAAACAGCAAAUCAAUAUUUGCCAUUACAAUAUUUUUAUUUUUAUUAGUGUAAUUUGUAUCCAGAUGUUGCUUUUAUGAAAUAGAGACUGAACUUCUAUCGCUUUAUGUUGCUAAAAGUAUUUUUUUUUUUUUUUUCUGGUCCACUUCCUGUGUCCGUCCUCACGAAUGACCAUGAGACAUUGACUACAUUUUCUUUUUAGGCUUUUUUGAGGGAAGAUAAAGUGGACCUGAAUUUAAUAUAUAUAUAUCUAUGAGAAAUAUGAACUAUACAUGCAUAUAGCACCUUGUCAAGUGAAGCAAAAUCACUCAUCUGAAUUCUCAUUCCUCACACCAGGGCUGGUACUGGGCCGCUGACUGCCUGUGUGACUGAUAAAUGAAAGGACAAAAUGGCUGGCACUGACCUGUUCAAAUCCUUCACAAUUAAGGGCGUAAACUUGCAUCAUUAUUGAUAGUGAGAGUAAUAAACAUGAACUAUAUUUAUUAAUGAAAUACUUAAAGGUGUAUGUUAAAAUGAAGGACCUUAACAGUUUUAUUUAUGUUGUCAUAGUGACAUAAUAAACCUUUAGUUUGAUUACUUUAUCUCUUGCAGACAUGGGAGAAAGAAAAUCCAGUAUUUAAUUAUGACACCAAGUGCUCAGACUGAAUCGAUAAUAUGGGUGGGUGUGUGUGUGUGUGUGUGUGUGCGCGCACGUUAAUCUGUUCGUCACUUGAAUCAUCUGAAUGUAAAAUAUGGCAAAAUGAAAUCCUGCUGUAUGGCCAUACGUUUGUGUACAGUACAUUGAGUUAUCUUCAUUAGUUUGUAUUGACAUCAGAGAGCGAGAUUUGUUAUUGCAUCGUAAAUGUAUGCAACACAUAUUCUAACUGUUUGUUUUUAAAUGAACACAAACAGAAGAAGACAAAGGAGCAAAUGAAGUUGUUUAUUUUGGGUAACGGAGGAAAGAAACUUUAUUUUUCAGGGACUGAUGUGUUCUAUUCUACAGAACAGACUGUACUGUCAAAAAGAGAAAAUAAAAACAAACACCAAC
Messenger RNA from Solea senegalensis (Senegalese sole), 6827 nucleotides. It is a transcript of the gene trak1a, whose product is annotated as trafficking protein, kinesin binding 1a. The coding region runs from base 632 to 3802 and encodes 1056 amino acids. The record is from RefSeq and is a predicted model, not a curated record. Gene Ontology annotation, cellular component: dendrite. NCBI's taxonomy places the organism in Eukaryota, Metazoa, Chordata, Actinopteri, Pleuronectiformes, Soleidae. The transcript has 15 exons. Gene Ontology annotation, biological process: neurogenesis; anterograde axonal transport of mitochondrion; endosome to lysosome transport. Gene Ontology annotation, molecular function: GABA receptor binding.